UGUUGCUAGCUACAUUUUUCUGAUUAAUAUUGAUGUUCAACAAGCUUCUGUACAUAGAAAUAUAGAAUGUAUCAUGAUGAGCUGUUGUGCAUUGGGUGUCAUGUCACCCUUUAAUUGUAAGAGCUAGCUAAUGUCCGCGGCGACGGUCGAAGGUCUUAGUAAGGAAUGAAACACCUGUGCUAGCUAUCCAGCUAAUUUAUCAAAAUAUCCAGCAAGUUGGCACCCAACCCAACGAAGGUACAUUUUGACAGAAUGCGAUGGGGAACUGUUGGGCUUAUUGUUCUGGGAUCUUCAGAAGAGAAGCGAACAGGAUAAAACGAGGAGGCGGGUAAGUGAUACGCCCUUUUAACUAGCGUUGACCAGCCUAGGUUAGCUAGCUAGCUAGACACAAGUAUACAGUGGGUCGGCUGUCAAACAAUACAUCAAUGCAGCGUCAAAACCACCACGGUGCCCAAGGGUUUAUACGUGACACAGUUGCUUGUCAAAUACCUUUCUCUGCUAGCUAGUUAGAUUUUUCAGCAUCAGCAAGCUGAAGCCACAUAGUUUCUAAACCUAGUAUCUACAUACUGUACUAAAGAUGUUUAUAACUAACCCAAGAUAGACCACAGCCUGUCGGUUACAAUGUGAACAAAUGAGUCAUAGUGGGCAGAACAAGCAAGGAGGGGGGCAGAGCCAAGCACGAGCUAGCGAGAUCCUAUUGGUGAGUUCUAGCAUAUUUGCAUAUUUCCGUUAGGGAACGCCUGUGCAGUGCGCCUGUGCCAUAACUAAAUUCGCCCUUGCACUCCUAAACAACGCCAAGAGUAAAGUCUACAAAACUUAGUCCACUCUGUUCUUAACAGAUUUUAGUUUUUGGAUAAUAAAACUGUUUUGAGCUCAAAUGUUUAAUGAUGACAUUUGCAGAAUGUCGGCCAAAAUCCAUCUCGUUCCAUCUUCUCCCACUGCCCGCCGCGGGGCUUCCUCUCACCACCAUAUUUGGUAGUGAGUGGAAACGCCAAGGGAUGCUUCACAUUUAUAUUGUACAUCCGGUGAAAUAUCUGUCUCAUUGUUCUAUCUGUGACUGUACUGUCUAUGCUGAAGCGUUCCCCAUCCUACCCUUCACAUGGGUCUUGCCAUAUGGACACGCAGCAUUUUUGGGAGUGCAUGAUGUAUUUCCUUUUAAUAUUUGAUUAUGCUUUAUUGAAUUCUAAUUUAAACAAAUCCUAAACAUUUGUGUAGGCGGAAGACCCAUUACAUGCUUCCUUAGAGGAAAAAUCACAUUCUGAGUUGACAAAUCAAAGUUUAUUAGUUGCGUACACAGAUUUAAACUGUAGGCUUGAUGUUAUUGAUAUCAGUUAGGCUUUAAUGUUAGUUUUGAUGUCUGGCAGUAUAUAUUAUGUUGAAAGAACUAGCUAUGACAAUCAUGUAAAGUCACAGUGACCAAAAGCAGCCUAAAUGGAUGACAAUAUUGUCACAUUUCUGUCCAUGCAGGUCAAAAUACUUUAGAAGCAGUACUGCUGGGGAACAUUACACAAUAGAGGUAUGGUACUUACAUUUUUCUGGAAGAUGGCAUGUUUCAUCAGGCAUCACUUGGUUGAAAAAAAAGAAAGGUGAUGUAACUAGCUAAUACUGACAUUGCAGUUCUGUCUCCACAGUUUGAAAACCUUGUUGAAAGUGAUGAGGUAAGUGUGAACAUGUAGACCAUAUUUGUUUGAUUGAAACAAUCCCAAAGGGUGAUUAUUGUCUGAAGAUGCACGGAAGACACAAUGAAUGUUGGCAUAUUGUGCAUUUAUCUUUGCCCACUUUUGGUUUGAAGUUGUCUUAUUCUAAUUUCAGGCAGAGAGCCCACAAAGCUGUCCCAGGUAUGUUUUUGAAACUUUGUUUCAGGGGACUGGCAAAUGCAUUUCAGAAGAAUAAUGUUAAUCAGGGCUUGGUGAGUCAAGGUGAGCUUGAGGUAAUCUUUGUUUAAUUUUGAUACCAGGCCUAUCAGCGAAGAUGAGAUCAUCCACCUCAAAGAGCACCGUUAUGCUGCAAUUUCCGAUCAGCAGACCUUGAUAGACGAGAAGCUGCAAGCAGAGGUAGGCAAGCAAACAGUUUCAUCUCCGGCUAUGUAAGGCAUAUAGACAGAGCCUCUGAAAGGGCAGGAUACAUGCAGAUGUAGUUUUACAUAGAACCUUGUUUUAUUUUUGCUUAUUGAUGAUGGAAGGUUUAAUUCAACAGAAUCAUUACACUUCCCAAAUUCUCAUUUAUAAGCUUUGCAGUGCCUUUCAUGUAGCUAGAUAGCUAGUUAAGGUGAUGCUUAGCCUAAGUGCUCAUAGCAGGCUUAUAUUUUAAUUUGGUCCGAUCUUAAUUUUCCAUUAUUUGCUUUGCAAUUUUGGUUUUCUGUUCUCAGCUUUGUGUUCUUUAUGUUUUGUCAUUUCUGCUCAGUUAUUAGCACAAGAGGAGAAGUUAAGGCUAGAAGAGGAGGCUAGAAAUGCUGCCCAGCGUGAGGCCGCCAGGCUGGCACGCAAUCGAAAGAUAAAGGAGGUGAGGCGGCCAUUAUUGAAGUGCGCCUGUCGUCCCUUCACUACCUUGUUCCGCCUCACCCACCUUUUCCUUGGCUCUACCCCUGCUUCUCUUGAUAACCCCUUCAAGUACAUAAUGCCACAUAAACUGGUGGUCAAUCUUUUGUCAAUCUAAAGUAAUGUAGCCUAUGGUAUGUCUCUCUAUAUGAAUUUGUAAAUCGUACCCCCAGGCAAGUGUCCUUUUUAAAGUCAAACUAUCUGAACUGUAAAAACCAGACUCGGUAUUGGGUUUGCAUUUCCCAUUUUUACUUAACUGAGGCAUUUGUCCUCAAAUGAUAUAUCCAUUUACUUCCUUUCCUUUGAUGUUUGUCGAUGCUGUGCUUUUAAAAAUGUUUCAUUCCACUGCUUUUCCCUUGGUUAAAGGACAAGUAAAACAAUUUUAAAAAUCUACAUUUUUGAUAACAUGAACAAAGGCUCUAAAAGCACCCAAAUACGUCCUUUUAGAAACGGCAACGCUCUCAGUGUACUGUAGUAAUGCAGGUCUUUAGAUGUUGUACACAUAAAAUUAUGUAAUUCCUAACUUAAUUGUGUCAUAUCCUCAACGUUAUAUUCCAUUUUGUUGGACUCGAGCGACACUUCUGUGUGCGAAGAUGCACUUGCUUUUUUGUUCCCGUUGUGGUGAUAGAAAGCCUAUGCAUAUUCACACACGGAAAAGUAUCGCUCGAGUCCAACAAAAUGGAAUAUAAUGUUGUGGAUAAAGGUUAUAAUGACACAAUUUCAUGUGUACAACAUCUAAAGACCUGCAACACUAUACUGAGAGCGUUUCCGUUUCUUAAAGGAUGUAUUUGGGUGUUUUUGGAGCCUUUGUUCAUGGUUUAUCUGUGCCCCUGCAACUGCAGAACGGGCAUGAGGAAGUAUUUUGCUGGUGGGGCAAGUUUCUCAAAACCAAGUGAAAUCGCUAGUGUCUGGACGCUUCUAUAACAUGCCAUUUACAUCAAAAAUAGAGAUUUUGUUGACAAAAAGUUAACUUGUCCUUUGAAUUCAAUUUCUGUUUCAUGUGUUUGCCCAGCUGCCACCUUUAAUCAAUUUUAACAGUUGAUUGGAUGCAUUUCACUAACACAUUUUUAAGAGAUCAUUAUUUACCAUUUCGACCAAGUGUUUUUCUGAGGUAUUCCUAUUUUUCAAAGCACCAGCUUGCACAAUGGACAAAAGGCAAGGCGGAAGUCAAAGGUGGCGCAGCCCAUCUGAAAAAGUGAGUAUAUCAACCAAGCAGAAAUGUCUACCACCUCAUAGUCUAUGUGUGUCAAAUUGAGUAAAGUUGACGGUUUCUCCUUCACUGGUUGGAUUCUGUUCUAGGCAUGGCUCAGGUGAAGACUUUGAUGUCUACCUACAGAAUGUGAAAGCCACGUCAGAAGCCUUCAGGAGCAGCAGUGAGUCCGCUAUUUUAGCACAACCAUUUUCCGUAGCCUAUAUAUUAUAGGCCAUGUUUGAUACAGCUCUUCAAAAAUGGUGCAUACCAACAUUCUAUUUUAAGAUAAAUGACUUUCUGUAUCCAUAAAAGGUCAUCCUCAUGCAUCAUUAUGAGACCUCUUGCUCUUUGACACCACCUGUAAUUUGUUUGUGUCAUCAGGGCUGUCCUCUGAGACUAACGUGAUCACUCCCAACACGGAGAGCAGCUGGGACUUCAACACCAAGACCCGCUCCACCAAUGAUGACGGAACCUCACUGGACCUGGAGUGGGAGGACGAGGAAGGUGGGGGCUUGUCUAAUUACUUUACUUAUUGUCCCCUUGGGAAUGUUUUGUCGGUGGUGUUCCAUGAAUUUGCACUACAUUCCCUGAACUUGUACUACUUGUACUGUGCAGUUUCAUUGAACAAGUACAGUAAUUGUCGAAUUCAAACCUCAAAACCACCAGUUGAAUGACCAUGUGAGGUUUAACUCCAUGUAUCAGUGUAUCACGUUGUCCUUGUCAUCAGGGAUGAACCGGGCGGUCCCGGCGUGGGAGAGGUCUAAAACAGAAGAGGAUAUACUCCGAGCGGCAUUCCAGCCGGGCGAAAAGCAGGCGACCAGUGGUCCGGCCUCCGCUUCGGAGGACUCCAACGCCCUGGAAUGGGAGAACGACUUUGUGAGCGCGCACACCGAGGAAAAUGCUGAGGAGAACACAGAGGACUCUGAAUACGAGUGCUUUGUCAACCCCAUAAUGGAUAUGGACACCCCAUCUGAGGAAACAUCACCGCUAGAUAUCACUCCACCGGAGAUUGAGGAGAGAUAGUCCCCAUCGCCAGGGGAACCAGAAUCAAAUCCUAGCGUUAGUCCACCAGCCCAUUGCCUCACCCAAAAGGGAAAUUGAUUUACUACUACACAUACUUCUGUGUCUGCUUGCUCUGAGUGUAUGUGUCAUUAACAUGGGCAUGUCUGCCAAUGUUUCUACAGUGAAGGAAAAAAGUAUUUGAUCCCCUGCUGAUUUUGUAUGUUUGCCCACUGACAAAGACAUGAUCAGUCUAUAAUUUUAAUGGUAGGUUUAUUUGAACAGUGAGAGACAGAAUAACAAUACAAAAAUCCAGAAAAACGCAUGUAAAACAUGUUGAUUUGCAUUUUAAUGAGGGAAAUAAGUAUUUGACCCCUCUGCAAAACAUGACUUAGUACUUGGUGGCAAAACCCUUGUUGGCAAUCAGAGGUCAGACGUUUCUUGUAGUUGGCCACCAGGUUUGCACACAUCUCAGGAGGGAUUUUGUCCCACUCCUCUUUGCAGAUCUUCUCCAAGUCAUUAAGGUUUCGAGGCUGACGUUUGGCAACUCGAACCUUCAGCUCCCUCCACAGAUUUUCUAUGCGAUUAAGGUCUGGAGACUGGCUAGGCCACUCCAGGACCUUAAUGUGCUUCUUCUUGAGCCACUCCUUUGUUGCCUUGGCCGUGUGUUUUGGGUCAUUGUCAUGCUGGAAUACCCAUCCAUGACCCAUUUUCAAUGCCCUGGCUGAGGGGAGGUUUUCACCCAAGAUUUGACGGUACAUGGCCCCGUCCAUCGUCCCUUUGAUGCAGUGAAGUUGUCCUUUCCCCUUAGCAGAAAAACACCCCCAAAGCAUAAUGUUUCCACCUCCAUGUUUGACGGUGGGGAUGGUGUUCUUGGGGUCAUAGGCAGCAUUCCUCCUCCUCCAAACACGGCGAGUUGAGUUGAUGCCAAAGAACUCGAUUUUGGUCUCAUCUGACCACAACACUUUCAUCCAGUUCUCCUCUGAAUCAUUCAGAUGUUCAUUGGCAAAUCUUCAGACGGGCCUGAAUAUGUGCUUUCUUGAGCAGGGGGACCUUGCGGGCGCUGCAGGAUUUCAGUCCUUCACGGCGUAGUGUGUUACCAAUUGUUUUCUUGGUGACUAUGGUCCCAGCUGCCUUGAGAUCAUUGACAAGAUCCUCCCGUGUAGUUGUGGGCUGAUUCCUCACCGUUCUCAUGAUCAUUGCCACUCCACGAGGUGAGAUCUUGCAUGGAGCCCCAGGCCGAGGGAGAUUGACAGUUUUUUGUGUUUCUUCCAUUUGCGAAUAAUCGCACCAACUGUUGUCACCUUCUCACCAACCUGCUUGGCGAUGGUCUUGUAGCCCAUUCCAGCCUUGUGUAGGUCUACAAUCUUGUCCCUGACAUCCUUGGAGAGCUCUUUGGUCUUGGCCAUGGUGGAGAGUUUGGAAUCUGAUUGAUUGAUUGCUUUUGUGGACAGGUGUCUUUUAUACAGGUAACAAACUGAGAUUAGGUGCUCCUAAUCUCAGCUUGUUACCUGUAUAAAAGACAACUGGGAGCCAGAAAACUUUCUGAUUGAGAGGGGGUCUAAUACUUAUUUCCCUCAUUAUAAUGCAAAUCAAUUUAUAACAUUUUUAACAUGCAUUUUUCUGGAUUUUUUUGUUGUUAUUCUGUCUCUCACUGUUCAAAUAAACCUACCAUUAAAAUUAUAGACUGAUCAUUUCUUUGUCAGUGGGCAAACAUACAAAAUCAGCAGGGGAUCAAAUACUUUUUUCCCUCACUGUAUGUACAUACAGGUCAGAUAAAGCUGUGGACAUGCCAGAUUUUCUCUGACCCAUUCGCUGUGUCAAAUAUUGGUUCAUUGGGAAUGUUUGAUGCUACACCUAACCUCAUCAACGUUAUGUGUUUGUCCUCAUUGACUGGUGGGCCAAUUUUUUGAUUUGACAAUCUUCUCUUGUAUGUUAAUGAUUGAGCCUUAGUUGGACUGACAACAUUUUCUUGGAAUCAUGUCACCCAGUGCAUCUUUGAAUCAAGUGCAAUUUGCAGAUCUAGUUUGGUGUGAGUGAUUGGAUUUGUAUUUGUGUGAGGGUUACAGUGUCUUCACAGUUAAAAUUAACUGAAAGCAUAUAGGAACAAAUACGAUAAAAGCAACAACUAGUACUACUUCUAUCAGUGCCUCAAUCACUAGAAAAUAAAACGGGCAAAUAAAUUGUUCAUCUAGUAGUUAGCUGACAAAGAUUGUCCGUUAGCAAGGAUCUUAGCUUGCCGGUUCCCUGGUUUGAAACAUGUAGAGAAACUCUUGAGUGGAGUAUAUCAUAUCAUGUAGCAACUUGUCUGUACAAAGUAUACAUGCAUUGUGCUUGUAUUGGAGAAAUGCAAGCGCUAUCAUUGCUAUUU
Molecule: messenger RNA, 7099 nt
Organism: Coregonus sp. 'balchen'
Lineage: Eukaryota; Metazoa; Chordata; Actinopteri; Salmoniformes; Salmonidae
Source: the annotation of a GenBank genome assembly